GUAGCCUCCUCAGCCUCUUGCCCCAACAGUGCUACUAGUAAGCACUGUACGGACCCGUUUGCUCAGUCGUCUCGUCUCGUCACGUGCUUCGAGAUCGUUCUGUCGUUUAUCUGCAGCAAGUUGUUUGAGUCCAGCGUCGACUUUCUUCGCAGUUCAACUUGCACAGCUUGUCGGAUUAUCGGGAUGACAAAUCGGUGGUCAGCGGCAGCGCUGCGAUACGACGGCAUGAUGGGGAUUCUAACAUCUCAUCGCAACUUACUGCCCGCUUUCAGUACUGGGGGUGAUUCUUGGAGAAGCCGCCCUCAGAAUGCACUCAACCUAGAUACUACUAACAAGGGAGCGAUUCAAGAUCCAUCAAAUUUUCCAAGUAGUCAUUGCGAGCGCAGUCACUGCGCGUAUCUUCCCCUUACGGUGAUUGUGACGGUGUCCGAAUGUCUAAGCCCAACGAUAGCUGCGGAGAACCGCGCGCCUGGUUUCCGCCGCCGGCAGCUUCCCCCGUGCGCAGCCCGCACGCGGAGAUCGUUCGGCGGAAGGCAACCUCGUCGUUCGAUAUGGAUGCGGUGUGGGACGCCGCUUUCGCGCGCAUUGGCGGAUCAUACGCGGUUGGAGGUACGGGCGCGGAGCGGGAACGCACGCGCGCGGAAGGGGACUCGGAGUCAUAUGCGGGGGCUCUGCGGAAAAGCGGCGGGGGAACGGCGGUAACGGGCGCCGGCAAUGCUUCCACUGGCGGAAUUGGCGGCGGAAAGUUUCUCCGCUUCCUGCGUCGGGGGGUAAACGGCAGCGCGCGCGAGUUGGUAGGCAGCUCCGCCAAGAGCGGUCCGCCUGCGCGCACCAGCGGUCCGUCUGCGCGGACUUCCGCCGACCUUUUCCGCUUCCGUCGCUCGUCGUGGGGCGAGGGGCGGACGACGUCCCAGACGAACACCCCCGAAGUUGGCGAAAAAUGUGGCGAUGCGGCAGCGAGCAACGCUGUUACCACAGGCAGGACCCUGCUGGGGGCUCAAGACGUUGAACCUCCCAGCUCUGCGUCAGUAAACGGUGGAGGGGGAGGGGGAGGGGGAGGGGGAGAACGGGGAAGGGGGGGAGGAGGAGGCGGACGAGGAGGAGGAGGCAGGGGAGGAAGGGGAGGAGGAAGGGAAAGGGAAGCAGGAGAAGUGGCCGACACAAGGGCAAUGGUUGGUGGCAGCAGCAGGCACAGGCCAGUCUCCAGAAGCUUCCAGGCGGCUGCAACAGCCACGGCGGCACUAGUAAUUGCUUCGCGGGUGCAGCCCACCCCAGAAGCGCCGCCUCUUGAAAAAGAAUCUCAGCCCUCUCCACCGCCUUCCUCCCUAUCUCUCCCCGCUUCCUCCGCCCCGCCUCAGCCGUCCCACCCCGAGCGUCGCCUGAUCCGUUCCGCCACUGCACCGCUUCGGGGGGCACAGAGCGAUUCUGCUUUUGAGCCGCCUCCAAAGCGUUCCGCCACUGCAUCCCUUCGGGGGGCACAGAGCAAUUCUUGGUGCAGCGGUAGCGGCAGCGGCAGCGGCAGCAGGGGCGGCAAGGGUGCGGGUUCCCUCCCCUUCACUGAUGGCGACAGCAGCCUCAACAGAAGCAGCAGCAGCAGCAGCAGCAGCAGCGGUUACCGCUCUGGCCAGGCCGGUGCACAGGCACAGGCACAGGCACAGGCACAGGCACAGGCGCCCACCAGCAGCGUGGCACGUCCUCUGCCCCUGGCACUGCCGCGGCUACUGCCACUGGCCGCUACUCACCUCCAACCGGAACCCCCCAGUGAGCCGCGGAGCGCCACCCCCUCCCCGCGCAGAGGCAAGCACGUGCUCCUUGCACCGACCCGGGGGACCAGCCUCCUCCGCUCCUCCUCUCUCCCUCCCCUCGCCAUUCCUCCUCGGUCAACCGCUUCCCCUUCCCCCGCCCCCCAGCCCCCCGCCUCCCCUUCCGCCUCAGCUUGUUCCCCCCCCGGCGUCUCUUCCCUUGGUCGCAAUGGCAAUGGUGAUAACUGCAAUGAUGGCGAUGGGGAUGGGGAUGGGGAUGGCGAUGGCGAUGGGGAUGGGGAUGGCGAUGGGGAUGGCGAUGGGGAUGGCGAUGGGGAUGGCGAUGGGGAUGGGGAUGGGGAUGUUGAUGGAAUGGUGUUGGCAUGGCCCGUCCAGAAAAGAAGCCAGAAAAGGUGGGUUUCCGCGCACCACCCUGCACCAUCCGCGCACCACCCUGCACCAUCCGCGCACCACCCUGCACCAUCCGCGCACCACCCUGCUCCAUCCGCGCACCACCCUGCUCCAUCCGCGCACCACCCUGCUCCAUCCGCGCACCACCCUGCUCCAUCCGCGCACCACCCUGCUCCAUCCGCCCAUCGCCCUGCACCAUCCGCAGAGGCUCAGCUUGUGGCGGAAAUAACUGGACAGCUGGGGGGAGAAGAUUGGGGGGAGAGGGGGAAGAUUGGGGGGAGCGGGGGGGGGCAGAAAAUCGAGGGGAGCGGAGACCCAGCAGCUUCCCCAGCUUGCGUUUCAGUUCAAGGACCCUUCCCCAUAAAGAGGCUCUCGUUACAGGUACAAGAGCGGCUGGCGCACCUGCAGGUGACUUUCGACAGCCCCCCUUCUGACGCUGACUCUGAUAACGAGACUGCUUAUGGUGAGAGUGCUUAUGGCGAGAGUGCUUAUAAUGAGGGGGGGAAACUUAACCCUAAAGGGAAGAUUGAUCUGCGAGCCGUGGCUUCAGUUCUGCUGGGGAAAUCAGAAGAAGCUGUUUCAGCGACCCUGCUGGCUACAGCCCCAGUUACUUCCCCUCCAAGAGCACAACCAGUCUCCUCCCCUCAUGAGCCUUCAGUGACACAUCCCUUCCCCACCCUUUCCCCCCCACCGCCUUUCCCCAGCGCCCUUGCCCGCUCACCCUCCCCCAGCGCCCCAGUCUCUUCCCCCUCCUCCUCCCCUUCCCGCCAGCACAAGCCCAUACCCGCCAUGUUCUCCCGCCCCCCUCCCCCCACCACCCCUACUCCCACUCCACCCCAUUCAACUUCUGCCGUUUCCUUGUCGAUCGCACCAACCUCCGCUACCUUCCCCCGCCCCUCUCCCUUCUCCCCUUCCUCCAUUGCCCAUUCCCCCACCUUCUCCUACUCCCUUCCCUCCGCCCACUCCCCCCCCGCCCCCUCCCCCGAUCUUCCCCACUUCUUCCCCUCCAAGCCCCCCCGCUCCCCCGUUUUCUCCCCCACGCUUUCCCCUUCCGCCUCUGCCAGAUUCUCCCCCUGCGCUUCCCCUGCCUACCCUCACGCCGCCCCUCCUUCGCACGCCUCGCAUCAGAAACCCCCCCUUUCACCACGCCAUAACCGCACCACCGCCGCCUCUGUCGACUCAAGCCAGCCGCCAACUUCGAGCUUGCCUCACACCCCAUCCUUGUCCAAAGGAGUUUCUUAUUACGCGCGCCCCUCCCCUCCUUGCCCUGAUUCCGUCCCCUUUAAUGAAGCGGGCUUGGAAGGGCCUCGGGGGCUUAUAAUAUCUGGCUCAAUCGCCGCUAAAUACCCGCCCCAAACCCCAUCCUUGUCCAAAGGAGUCUCUUACUAUGCACACCCUUCCCCCCCCUGCCAUGUGUGUUACCCCUCUCAUGGCCUGGGGAUGGCCCAGUGGACCCCACAGUGCAGCCAUCUGCCUCCGCAGGGGAUUUCUCAGGAGAAUUCUCAGGUGAAUCCUCAGGAGAGCUCUCAGGUGAAUUCUCAGAAGCAGAAGCUCUUGGAGCAGGCUUGGCAGCAGCUGGGUCAGCAGGAAGCUCGGCAGCAGGCGCAGCAUCAGCCUCAGCAGCAGGCUCGGCAGCAGGUUAGGCAGCAGGUUCGGAAACAAGUUCGGAAGAGCACUACUGGCUUGCCUGAUGACAGCAGCAAACAUCUAUCUGACAUUGAUCCGCAUCACGUCCCACCUUACCUCCCCCAAAGUCCAGGCUCAAGUGAGGUACCGGGAGUCCUAGUGGGUGGCAAGCUUCCCGUAGUUGCAGGUCCCGUAGGUCAAUCAGCACAGAGAAUCGAGGACAGCUCGCAGAAUUCGCAGAAUUCACGCUCUUCGCGGUGCUUUGUGAGAUCGCAGAGCGCAGACUUUGUAAGGGCUGAAAGGGGGGACAGAAGACAGCAGAGCCUGGAUGCACCUCAAGGGGGAGGAGAGGGCAUGGCAGGGCUCCGAGCGUUGGUGCUGGGACGGGCCAGGAAAUGAGUUCCCGAGGAAUGAGCGCCGAGGAAAGGAGUCCCUGGGGACCUCCUUUACCAAGGAGCCCUGGGAAGUCGUGCUUAUCAUUAGCGAAUGGAUCGGGUGGACGGAAGUUGAAGAAGCAGGUAUCUUUUGAUCGAGUGGUGCGCGUUCGUAGAUUCGCAUUGUGCGAAGGGCUGGUUGAACCAGGGCCCACACCCGAGGGUUGACUUGGGUACGGAGAUUGCCAAGUUUCAUUUGAGACUAUGAUGGCUUGUUAUGGAGUUGUCUGGCCAAGUUCUAUGUUGGUUUAUGGAAUUGGUUAUAAUGACUUUGUUG
This is a messenger RNA of Closterium sp. NIES-67, 4490 nucleotides long. The record is from the annotation of a GenBank genome assembly. Lineage: Eukaryota; Viridiplantae; Streptophyta; Zygnematophyceae; Desmidiales; Closteriaceae.